CCGUUUGUUCGGUGGCUUCAUCAGAUGAUGUCUCUCGACAUGUUCCAUCGCAUCGCCGGUUAAAGAUUCGAGCUUGUUUCAUCCAAGAAUCUAACAGUUAUCAAACAUUGGUUUCUUACUUUUGUCUGAAAAAAAUAAAUCAGAGUUAGUUGCAAUUAAACACCUUUCUUCAGGUAUAAUGAGUAUUUACACUCCAAUCACAACAUGUUCUAGGAAUGUUAUCUACAUCAAGAAGCAGCUAGGCACUCACCUCUCUCAAGGUUCAUACAAGUUCCGAACUUACAGUCUUUCUUCAGGUGUUUCCAAAAGAGAUUGUGGUGUAUCAUCUGUCUCUAACAGACAACAACCUUGUAGUUGGUCGGUGUUGAUUAAUCGAUCAAACUUUGGUGGUCAUAAAGGAAAGCUUGAAGCUUCUUUCUUGAGCCCUGAUGCUAAAAUGUCCAGAAACCUUUAUUGGUGCUCGAGAUUUGCUUAUACUGGUGUGAUUGUUAGCUUGCUUGUUUGUUGUUCUUCUUCAAGUCCUCAAUCAGCAUAUGCAGACGCUUCCAGGGGUAAAGAUUGUGAUAGCAGCAAUGGGAAGAGAGUCUACAAAGAUUACUCUGUCAUUGGUAUACCUGGAGAUGGUAGAUGUUUGUUUCGUUCAGUGGCUCAUGGUUUUUGCUUACGCUCUGGUAAAGUCGCUCCAAGCGAGAAAGUACAAAGAGAACUCGCUGAUGAGUUACGUGCAAGAGUUGCUGAUGAAUUUAUCAAUAGAAGACAAGAAACAGAAUGGUUUGUAGAAGGAGAUUUUGACACAUACGUCAAACAAAUCCGGAAGCCACAUGUGUGGGGAGGUGAACCUGAACUCUUCAUGGCUUCACACGUCCUCGAGAUGCCAAUCACAGUGUAUAUGAAAGACGAAAAGGCUGGAGGAUUGAUAGCUAUAGCGGAGUACGGUCAAGAAUACAGUAAAGAAGAUCCAAUACGGGUCCUAUACCAUGGUUUUGGUCACUAUGAUGCUCUCUUGAUACACGAGAGUAAAGGUCCAACUCACAAGUCCAAACUAUAGCAUGCAAAGUUCUUGUUUUUGAAUCUGGAAUGAUUAUGAAGUGGCGGAAAUACCCCUCCAGAAUGGUUAGUUGUUUGUACUUUGUAGACAGCAAGUGGGAUCUUCACAUGCAUCUUUGUGUUGGUAACUUUUGUCAGGUGGUUAUGAUUUUAUCUUAUCUUUUUCUGACCCAACCACAAUCUAGAUAGACAUGUCUUGUAGAAUUUUAUCUUUUUAUGUACUUUAUACUUUUAAUUUGAAUAAAAGGUCAAAUAAUAUGGUUGUUUCUAAUCAUAUCUUG
Molecule: messenger RNA, 1328 nt
Organism: Eruca vesicaria subsp. sativa (arugula)
Lineage: Eukaryota; Viridiplantae; Streptophyta; Magnoliopsida; Brassicales; Brassicaceae
Source: the annotation of a GenBank genome assembly